Messenger RNA from Eublepharis macularius, 2551 nucleotides. RefSeq names its product ATP binding cassette subfamily F member 2 (gene ABCF2). Bases 230 to 2089 code for a protein of 619 amino acids. The record is from RefSeq and is a predicted model, not a curated record. Gene Ontology annotation, molecular function: ATP hydrolysis activity; ATP binding. The transcript is spliced from 14 exons. Lineage: Eukaryota; Metazoa; Chordata; Lepidosauria; Squamata; Eublepharidae.
AGCAGCUGUUCUGUGGCGACAGGCGAGGACGGGCGCCGGGCCGAGAGCGAGAGCCGAGCCCAGCCGCCGCAGCCCAGCCCGGAAAGGCCGCCGAGGGCCCGCCGUGCCCCGCUCUCGCCUGCCUGCCCGCCGGGCGGUCCUGGGAGCGGCGCCCGCCUGGCCUGGCCUGGCCUGGCCUGACCUGACCUGACCUGGCCGGGCCGCCUUCCGGCCGGGCUGAUCGGGCGCGAUGCCGUCGGACCUGGCCAAGAAGAAGGCGGCCAAGAAGAAGGAGGCUGCCAAGGCGCGGCAGCGGCCCAAGCGCGGCCCCGAGGAGAACGGCGAGGCCGAGCCCAGGCCCGAGCAGGCCGACGACGGCGCCGGGGAGCCCGAGCUGGACGCGGCCACGCGGGCGCUGGAGGAGUUCGAGCUGAAGAAGGCGGCGGCGCGGGCCGUGACGGGGGCGCUGGCCUCGCACCCCAACAGCACCGACGUGCACGUCAUCAACCUCUCGCUCACCUUCCACGGGCAGGAGCUGCUCAGCGACACGCGCCUCGAGCUCAACUCCGGCCGCCGCUACGGCCUCAUCGGCCUCAACGGCACCGGAAAGUCCAUGUUGCUGUCAGCAAUCGGGAAACGGGAAGUGCCCAUUCCUGAGCACAUAGACAUUUACCAUCUGACACGCGAGAUGCCCCCGAGCGAGAAGACGCCCCUGCAGUGUGUGAUGGAGGUGGACACAGAAAGGGCCAUGUUGGAGCGGGAGGCGGAGCGGCUUGCGCAUGAGGAUGCUGAGUGCGAGAAACUGAUGGAACUGUAUGAGCGCCUGGAAGAGCUGGAUGCAGACAAGGCCGAGAUGCGUGCCUCCCGGAUCCUCCAUGGGUUGGGCUUCACCCCUCUCAUGCAAAGGAAGAAGCUGAAGGACUUCAGUGGGGGCUGGCGCAUGCGGGUGGCUCUGGCCAGGGCUUUGUUCAUCCGGCCCUUCAUGCUGCUAUUAGAUGAGCCCACGAACCACCUGGACCUGGAUGCGUGCGUGUGGCUGGAGGAGGAGCUGAAGACGUUCAAGCGUAUCCUCGUGUUGAUCUCACAUUCUCAAGACUUCCUGAAUGGGGUUUGCACCAACAUCAUUCACAUGCACAAUCGCAAGCUCAAGUACUACACGGGCAACUACGACCAGUAUGUCAAGACUCGUUUGGAGCUGGAAGAGAACCAGAUGAAAAGGUUCCACUGGGAGCAGGAUCAGAUUGCCCAUAUGAAGAACUACAUAGCACGCUUUGGCCACGGCAGUGCCAAGUUAGCCCGCCAGGCCCAGAGCAAAGAGAAGACGCUCCAGAAGAUGAUGGCCUCUGGACUGACGGAGCGGGUGGUCAGUGACAAGACGCUUUCGUUCUACUUCCCCUCCUGUGGGAAGAUUCCUCCACCCGUCAUCAUGGUACAGAAUGUCAGCUUCCAGUACAGCAAGACUGGGCCCUGGAUUUAUAACAACCUGGAAUUUGGAAUUGAUCUGGACACACGGGUGGCGCUUGUGGGACCGAAUGGGGCCGGGAAGUCAACACUGCUCAAACUCCUCACAGGCGAGCUCCUGCCCACCGACGGGAUGAUCCGCAAACACUCGCAUGUCAAGAUUGGCAGAUACCAUCAGCACUUGCAAGAGCAGCUGGACCUGGACCUUUCCCCCCUCGAGUACAUGAUGAAGUGCUACCCAGAGAUCAAAGAGAAGGAGGAGAUGCGCAAGAUCAUUGGCCGCUACGGACUGACAGGGAAACAGCAGGUGAGCCCAAUCCGGAACCUGUCAGAUGGGCAGAAAUGCCGCGUGUGCUUUGCGUGGCUGGCCUGGCAGAACCCUCACAUGCUCUUCCUCGAUGAACCAACGAACCAUUUGGACAUUGAGACCAUCGACGCUUUGGCUGACGCCAUCAAUGACUUUGAGGGGGGCAUGAUGCUCGUCAGCCACGACUUCCGGCUCAUUCAGCAGGUUGCCCAAGAGAUCUGGGUGUGUGAGAAGCAGACGAUCACCAAGUGGCCGGGCGACAUCCUCUCUUACAAGGAACAUCUGAAGUCGAAACUGGUGGGGGAGGAGCCACAGCUAACCAAGAAGACCCACAAUGUGUGAGCGCAGCAGGGCUGGCCGGGCCUGGCACUGGGGACUAUGGCGCAAGCCCUUCCCGGCCUAGCUGACCAAACCUGCCACCGAGGCACGAAUAGACUGUGGCCCCCUUGUUCUCUUGGGGCCUCGUCGCCGUCGCUUCUUCCAUCGCUCCUUGUGGAGCCCUCGGGUCAUCUGCCCCCUGCCCAGCCGUCUGCACCCAAGGCUCCGUGGACUCUGUCCCCACCUGCCGUGCGGCUAGACGCCCGUCCUCCAGGCCUGAGCCUGCCUGCCCUCUUCUCUGUGUGCGAAACAGCCUGCCCGUGCUGGCUGCCACCUAGGCACAGACAGCCUGACUUCUGCUUCGGUCUCUGUACCUCACUUCACUCCCCUUGGGCCUCUGUUUGUUUUUAACAGUUAUUUAUCAGUAUACUUGCCAGACCUGCCUGAGACAUUAUAAGUCAAUAAAAAUGUUGGGGCGGGGAGAGA